Messenger RNA from Cyclopterus lumpus (lumpfish), 2145 nucleotides. RefSeq names its product nucleus accumbens-associated protein 2-like. NCBI's taxonomy places the organism in Eukaryota, Metazoa, Chordata, Actinopteri, Perciformes, Cyclopteridae. The transcript has 8 exons. Gene Ontology annotation, biological process: regulation of transcription by RNA polymerase II. Gene Ontology annotation, molecular function: RNA polymerase II cis-regulatory region sequence-specific DNA binding; DNA-binding transcription factor activity, RNA polymerase II-specific; protein binding. The record is from RefSeq and is a predicted model, not a curated record. The coding region runs from base 1 to 1839 and encodes 612 amino acids.
AUGUCGGAGGGGCUGCUGCAGGUGGAGAUCCCGGACUUCGGAAGCAGUGUGCUGGGGAGCCUGAAUGAGCAGCGGCUGCUGGGUCACUACUGCGACGUCUCCAUCCUGGUGCAGGGUCAGGCCUUCAAGGCGCACCGGGCCGUCCUCGCCGCCUCCUCACUCUACUUCAGAGACCUGUUCAGUUCCGCCAGCGACUCCUCGUCCUCGUCCUUCCCGCGGGCGGUGUUCGAGCUGCCGUCCUCGGUGACGCCGAUGUGUUUCCAGCAGAUUCUGUCGUUCUGCUACACAGGGCGCCUCAGCAUGGCCGCCAGUGAACAGCUGGUCCUCAUGUACACCGCCGGGUACCUGCAGAUCCAGAACAUCGUGGAGCGUGGCAUGGAGCUGAUGAUGAUGAAGGCCUCUUCGUCCUCCUCGCCUCUCUGCUGCGACUCACAAACAACCUCAGCAGACGAGCUCAGGGGCUUCGACGUGCCGAUGGUCCAGCAGCACAGCACCCCCCACCUGCAGGAGUCCAGAUCAAACAGGAGAGAGCCGACACUCCUCCUGCUGAGGAGAACAGAAGAGGAGCAAGAGGAGGAGCAAGAAGAGGAGGAGAGGAGGCCAGAGGAGGAACUUUCGGGGGACUUUCCAGGCCACCAGGAGCAGUGCUCUGUGUUACCUGGGUGCAGGCGGAGGUUUGGUUCCAGGGCUGCAGUCCUACCUGUUGGCGAACGGGGGGCGCUCCAGUCCAGGAGGCUCGAGCCUUCCCACAGACUCCCCUCCAUCUCACCCCCUACGGAGGAGUUAGAGGAGGAUUACUACGGGAACACCGUCCAGUCCGGACUCUACCAACACAUCUACGGACAUCCUGGAAACCCCUACAUCCAAGAGAAGAUGGAGAUGCUUUCCCUCCCAUCGGCUAACGAGCGUCGGCCCUGCGUGCUGGUUGGUCGGGACAACAUGGCGCUCCCCGCCAGCCUGAUCAGUCAGAUCGGGUAUCGCUGCCACCCGUCGCUCUACACCGAGGGAGACCCGGGAGAGAAGGUAGAGCUGGUGGCAGGUUCAGGUGUGUUCAUGACACGAGGUCAGCUGAUGAACUGUCACCUGUGUGCUGGAGUCAAACACAAGGUACUGCUCAGGAGACUGCUGGCCACGUUCUUCGACAGAAACACUCUGGCCAAUAGCUGUGGGACGGGGAUCCGCUCCUCCACCAAUGAUCCGAGCAGAAAACCUCUGGACAACCGAGUGUUAAACACUGUGAAACUCUACUGUCAGAACUUUGCUCCUAACUUUAAAGAGAGUGAGAUGAACGUCAUUGCGGCCGACAUGUGCACCAACGCCCGAAGAGUCCGCAAACGUUGGCUCCCCAAGAUUCAGUCUCUCCUCCCCGACAGCCUCCCCACCUCCUCUCAUACCCGCAAAGCUAAGAGGGGAGGAGGAGGAGCAGGAGCAGGAGCAGGAGCAGGACCAGGAGGAGGAGGAGAAGCGGCGGUGCAGCCGAGUGCCAGCCCCUUCGAUCUGGACCUGCGACAGCUCAGCGCCUCCUACCUCGGCCUGGAGGCGUCGCUGUACGGCGAGCGACUCGAGAAGGAGGCGUCGGCUAUCCUGCCUCACUUGCAGUUCGCCGGGUGUCGUGUGGGAGGAGCAGGAGCAGGUGGGGGUCAGGCGGAGGAGGCAGAUGGGGGAGGGAGGCUACAAACUGAACAACCCCCAGAACUCCCCCUCUCCAUGUCUUCCUCCGCCUCUUCCUCCUCCUCCUCCUCCCACUCCUCCCCUCAGCCUGCAGAGCCCGUCCCUUCUCACAGGGGAUUGGUCGACGCAGAAGAGAGGGGGGCGGAGCCUCUGGAAGACAGCCAAUAAGCUUUCUAUUGCAUCUGUCUACCUGUAUGAAAAUAACACAAUAGCUACCUGUCUGUCUUUCACUACCUGAGACAGUCUGUUCCCCCUACCUCACUUCCUGUCUGUCUCGGGAAGUGAGGUAGGAGGGACAGUCCCCCCUACCUCACUUCCUGUCCAUCUGUCUACCUCUCUGCCCCCCAUUGGUCUUCCCACUCUGCGACCUACCUGUCUGUCCUCCUGUCUGCUCGGCUCAGCUGCAUGUAAACAACCUCCUGCAGUCCAGCACACUGAUGAUGAUGAUGGUGAUGGUGAUGAUGGUGGUGAUGA